Mercenaria mercenaria is the source of this 1908-nucleotide messenger RNA. RefSeq names its product alpha-(1,6)-fucosyltransferase-like. Gene Ontology annotation, biological process: protein N-linked glycosylation. Gene Ontology annotation, molecular function: alpha-(1->6)-fucosyltransferase activity. The transcript is spliced from 9 exons. The record is from RefSeq and is a predicted model, not a curated record. NCBI's taxonomy places the organism in Eukaryota, Metazoa, Mollusca, Bivalvia, Venerida, Veneridae. The coding region runs from base 8 to 1747 and encodes 579 amino acids.
CUUCAGUAUGAUAAAUGUAUACAUAUUUAUAGUGCGCGGGUAUAAUACUCCUACUUUUUUUAACUUGAGAAAGAUAUUUCUUAAUAUGAUCAGAUUUGGAAAACAUUUUCCAGUGUUUGUGUUAUUUCUUCUUUUGUUAGUUAUAUGUGUGUUUUUCGUAUAUGAUAGAAUUUCUCGUCAAAACAUCGAACGUGAAUUAUACCGUGCAGUAACAGAUUUAGAGACAAUUCAGGAGCAGAACGCUGAACUGUUAACUAUUGUUUCAGAGACAACGAAGAAAUUGCAAGCAUGCCAGGAAGGCGCACAGAAACUAAGCUUAGACCUAGAUAGAGCGACAGAAAUGAUGGAAAAAAUGAAAAGAAAAGCAAAUGACAAUCAUCCGAGCCUGAAAGAAGAAAUAGCAAGAAGGGAAGUAGGACGUAGCACCAUAGAGUUUUUACGUUAUAUUUACAAUAUAAUCAGUAAACAUCAGCAUUUGGUGAAAGAAAAAGAAGGUGUUCUCAACGACAUUCUUGAAUUCCAAAAAAAAUUUAGGAGUGAUAUGAAUCGACUCGCCGAUGGCCAUGGCGAAUGGCGGAAGGAAGAAUCGCACAGGCUUGGGCUUCUCGUGCAGAGAAGACUUAACUACUUACAGAGUCCAAAGGAAUGUAAAAGCGUUAAGAAACUGGUAUGUAAGGUAAACAACGGGUGUGGUUUCGGAUGUAAAGUACAUCACAUCACUGCUUGUCUUAUAAUGGCAUAUGCUACACGGCGGACCCUUAUAUUGGAAUCAAAAGGUUGGCAGUACGCACGGAAUGGAUGGACAACCGCAUUUUUACCUUUAGGGAAAAACUGUACGGCGGACGGACCUGUGCCUAUAUGGAAAGCCAAUAGUAUUGAAGUCGACAAUGCCGAGGUCGUAGAGAUGGCAUCGAUAGAGUCCAUGUCUCGUCCUAGUUACUUCCCCCUUGCUGUACCAGAGGAUCUUGCAGACAGAAUCUUGCACUUUCAUGGUGACCCGGCGGUGUGGUGGAUUGGCCAGUUUGUGAAGUAUAUAACUCGUCCCAAUGAGAAAAUGAACGAAUAUCUCAACACUAAAAGAAUGCGUUUAAGAUUUACAACCCCAAUUGUAGGAGUUCAGAUACGCAGAACGGACAAAAUAGGCCAAGAAGCACAAAUGCAUCUUAUUGAAGAAUACAUGACCCAUGUGAAAGAAUGGUACGAUGUAUAUGAGAAGAAAGACCCUGGUGUUAGACGCAGAGUGUAUAUUGCAUCGGAUGAUCCAAAAGUUUUUGCUGAAGCUGUCGAAAAAUAUCCACAAUAUAUCUUUAUAAGUGAUAAAAAUGCAUCUAUAUCAGCGGCACUUAAAACGAGACAUUCGGAAGAAUCUUUGCGUGGAAUAAUAUUAGACAUCCACAUGUUGUCGUUAUGUGAUUACCUUGUCUGCACAUUUUCAUCUCAGGUAUGUCGAGCUGCCUACGAGUUGAUGCAGACACGUCACGGGGAUGCUUCUCAAUGGUUCAAGUCUUUAGAUGAUCUAUAUUACUUUGGAGGACAAAACAUGCAUCGUUGGAGAAUGAUCGAGCAACAUCAGAACGAUUCUUUAAAUGAGGGAGAUAUUAUCAAAAUACACGGGAAUCUCUGGAACGGUUUCUCUGAAGGACAAAAUCUGAGACUGAACAAAGCUGUACUAUUUCCGUCAUAUAAAGCUGUUGAUAUUGUUGAACGAGCAAACAUGCCCACAUACACGGAAGUUCCAGAAAUAUAAUAAUUGAAAUGCUUAACUUUAGAGCAUUUUCAGCGCAACCAAAGAUCAGUUAGGGUUUGAAGGAAAUAUCUAAUUAGCAAUUAAUUAAGUGAGAAUGUGUAUACAUGUACACUUUAGGGAUCGCCAUUUAGUUACUUAAUCAGAAUAAAAAGCCGAAUGCA